Molecule: messenger RNA, 1473 nt
Organism: Schistosoma spindalis
Lineage: Eukaryota; Metazoa; Platyhelminthes; Trematoda; Strigeidida; Schistosomatidae
Source: the annotation of a GenBank genome assembly
AAUAAAAACCGCAAUAUUCACAAAUUAAGUAUAUUAUCGUGUUUUUUUCAAAUUCAUGCUUUAAGCGCAAACGUUACAAUGUCUAAGAAUUUAAAGAUGGUCAACGGUGAGAAACUUCUAUUUGAAGACGUCGUAAGGUUUACUGGGUCCUUUAUCUGUGAGAAUCAUGGAGAUAAACUAAAAGAAGCUGCAGCGAAACUCAUAUUGACAAAACUUAACUCUAAAACCGAACUUUCAAGCCACUUGAAGUGUUAUGAAACCUUCAUAUCAUUUUACCCCGAAAUAUUAGUUACUGGUAUCAGACUAGAGGGUCGAAUUUCGCGUCAAGAGAUACCUGGAUUUUUUGUUUCUGCUAGGCAUCCUAAAGCUUUGGUGGUUCUUUUUCAGCGAUCGCCAUCAGACGACGUUACUUUAUAUGGCAUGGUCUUUAGUUCUUCGUCUAAGGCUCAAAAAGUUGCAGGAUUUCUUGCAGAAUCCAAUCCUCAAUUGAACGUGAAAGGAGAACCAUCGGGUCCAAAAGUAAAAUCUGUUACAAUAGGUCCAAAGAUACGCAAAUCACCCGAUAACUGCUACAAGGAGGUCAAUGGUUUACCAAAAACCCAUGAAAUGUUAAAUACUCUCCCGCCACCGGGAAAUACGUUUCGUUCAGAAGUUACAUGGAAUAAAAUUCCGGGUCAACAAAACAAAGGAAAAUACUCCCCGAGUAGUAAAACUGUUCAUCUUAAUGGCUGUUUACCACACGAAGACCAACAGCUCGAGUUUGGUAGGCAGAGAACCACCCAGGUAAAAGGUACUCAUCUAAUGGACAGUCGCGGUGGGACGAAUAAUAAUCACUCACACAGUGGACCAAAUGUAUCCAAAUAUAGCAGUUUUUAUCCUGUAAGUGCGAAAAAUCAUGUUUCUUUUCGACAGCCUGCUGCUGGUUAUAGCGAUAAGAUGUUGCGUUCUAGUACGGGCUUGAUAAUUAAUCCCGAAGGAGCAUUUGAGGAAAACGGAUUCGAUACUCCAUUCCCUUAUGAUCCGAGUGAAAAUAUUGAAGAAUUUUCUAUUGGAUAUUAUAAUACUGAAGAAGGUUCUGGUGUCGACGAUCGUGAUUUACUUCAUAUAAAAGAUGAAAAGGAAAUGGACACAAAUGAUCCUCAGGAAAACCCUUGGGUUGAGAACAUAACUUACAUAAGCAACAAUAAGAACGGUAGAGCAACAGUUACUUCUAAUGGGUCUGUAUAUUUAUAUGUCGCACAGCAAGUUAAUCCGAGAUUUGAAAUGACAGAUUAAGACGAAUGAUAUGUGUUUACGCAGUAAUCUAUCCAUUAUUUAUAAUCGAAAGGAAACAAAUCAGAUAUCGUUUUGUGAUUAUUUUUACUAUCAUUGACAUAAAAUUUAAACGUUGUACAUAAAACUAAAAAGUGUAAAGGUUUAGAGUAAUAUUUAACCUAAUUAUUGAUUACUUUAUAAAUAUAUUUGUUUGUAUAA